Sinocyclocheilus rhinocerous is the source of this 815-nucleotide messenger RNA. Its product is annotated as adhesion G-protein coupled receptor G2-like. NCBI's taxonomy places the organism in Eukaryota, Metazoa, Chordata, Actinopteri, Cypriniformes, Cyprinidae. The annotation marks the transcript as partial. Gene Ontology annotation, biological process: adenylate cyclase-activating G protein-coupled receptor signaling pathway. Gene Ontology annotation, cellular component: plasma membrane. The transcript is spliced from 6 exons. The record is from RefSeq and is a predicted model, not a curated record. Gene Ontology annotation, molecular function: G protein-coupled receptor activity.
AAGCAACAACUAAAAGCCCAGAUGCAGUGGCUAGCGAUCUUCUGAACCAAACACAGAAUUUGGCAUCUUUAAACUCAACUGAGGUCAGUCAGCUGGUCAACCAGUUAGAAAAUCUUAUCUCCGCACCCAAUAUUAGUCUGGAUCUAGGCCGAUCAGUGCUGUCCAUCAUCAACAACUUUCUAAACAGCUCUGCAGAUACUGUGGCUGCCUCCUCAAACCGAUUAAUCAAAGCUGUGGAUAAUUUGGGUAUGAAGCUUGUGAUUCGGGACCAGACUGAAAACAUCGUAUUUGAUUCACUCGCUUUGACUGUGACCAAAGUUGAUGGGACCAACUUUGGGAAAACAUCAUUCACAAUUGCAGAUCCCUUAAACCCACAGGUCACAAAAGGACUUCAAAGACAAGUCAGGGCAGUGGAAAGUUCCUCCCCCUUGGCCAAAAUAACACUACCUGCAUCUCUGACAGAGAACCUGUCUCCAGAAGAAAAGAAGAUAGCCUCUAGAGUCCAGUUCACCUUCUUUCAGAAAAGCACAUUUUUUCGGGAUAAAACCCUGAGUCCAGAGAAGCUGAACAGCCACAUACUAGGCUCUAGUGUGGCUAACCUGUCAAUCAAAAACCUGAGGGAGAAUGUUACAUUUACUCUGAGGAAUAAACAGCCCGUUGCGGGGAACUAUUUAGCUUCCUGUGUUUUCUGGGACUUUGACCAAAACGGAGGUUUAGGAGGCUGGAAUGGCAACGGCUGCUCUGUCAAAAACAGCAGCACCGAGAACGAAACUGUCUGCAGCUGCAAUCACCUGACAAGCUUUGCUGUACUACUG